Messenger RNA from Pieris brassicae (large cabbage white), 1276 nucleotides. Its product is annotated as elongation of very long chain fatty acids protein 4-like. NCBI's taxonomy places the organism in Eukaryota, Metazoa, Arthropoda, Insecta, Lepidoptera, Pieridae. The record is from RefSeq and is a predicted model, not a curated record. Bases 53 to 1012 code for a protein of 319 amino acids. Gene Ontology annotation, biological process: fatty acid elongation, polyunsaturated fatty acid; fatty acid elongation, saturated fatty acid; fatty acid elongation, monounsaturated fatty acid. The transcript is spliced from 6 exons. Gene Ontology annotation, molecular function: fatty acid elongase activity. Gene Ontology annotation, cellular component: endoplasmic reticulum membrane.
ACAAAUCUGUACAAGACGCGAAGCGAUGCGCAUGUAACACAUUUAUUUUUAAAUGUGUUUGUGUUCCAGAAAAUACACUAUUUUUAUAUCGAACAAAAUGACUUCUGCGUUUAGCUUAAGAUUUCCCGAAUGGGAUCUUACAAAAAGCCAAUUCAAAGAGUUAGAUGAACUACCUUUAAUGGAAACUCCAGGGCCGAUACUUAUGAUCCUGGCAGCGUAUCUUCUCUUCGUAUUGAAAAUAGGACCAGCACUUAUGACCAAACGAGAACCUUAUAAGUUGACAACAGUCCUUCUGCUAUAUAACUUCCUCCAAGUCGUAUUGUCGGCGUUCAUGGUAUACAGGGUGAGUGAAAAUAGUUCUAAUAAUACUUCGUCUAAGCAGUUAGAAGUAGUGUUGUACGCCAGUAUGAUGUCUGAAAACGGAAUUGCACCAACCACAUGUCACACGCAUAAUACAUCUACAAGAGAAAGGAUACUAUUUGAUAUUUGGAUUUACUUCGCUGCAAAAGUUACAGAAUUAUUGGACACGAUAUUCUUCGUUUUACGAAAGAAAGAUAGACAAGUGACAUUCCUACAUUUGUACCAUCAUUCUGUGAUGAUGAUCGGUACAUGGAUGUACUUAAAAUAUUGGCCGUCAUACACAUUGUUUUUUAUUGGUUUUAUGAACGCGCUGGUCCACGUAUUCAUGUAUACGUACUAUGGGUUAGCAGCAUUAGGCCCUCAAGUUACCAAAUACAUCUUUUGGAAGAAGUAUAUGACAAAACUACAAUUGCUGCAGUUCUUCUGCAUAAUAGUUCACUAUAUAGUGGCAAUCAACAAGACUGAGUGUCCGCCGUCAAAGGGAGUUGCAAUUUUCGUUGGCGGAAAUACACUCUUCAUUGCUUUUCUCUUCCUCAACUUCUAUUUCCAAAACUACAGAAGUCGUAACCUUGUUAAGAAUAAGACGUUAGAAAAGCUGAAGAGGUCCAAAGUAAUAGAUGACGAGAACAGUGAAAAAGUGAAGAGUGACUAAAAAUACAUAAUCGAAUACGUGAAGGAAAUAAUAAGAAUAUUUCAAACUUAUCUCGUUGUAAUAAGCUUUAAUGUACAAAAUCUGAUGUAAAAAAUAGUAAUUUCGGAUGGAUGGAUGGUGUUAAAUGAAUUAGUUAAGUUUGAUGCCGAUCACUAGACGGCGGUUGUUGCGGUGUAUAUACUGGUGAGUGGUAACUGUUCGUGAUAUAACAAUUAGAUUAGGGUAAAAAAACCGCCUUGUAGCCGUCUCGUGAGCGACCAUCCC